Hyposmocoma kahamanoa is the source of this 377-nucleotide messenger RNA. RefSeq names its product band 4.1-like protein 3. Gene Ontology annotation, cellular component: cytoskeleton; plasma membrane. The coding region runs from base 63 to 377 and encodes 104 amino acids. The transcript has 4 exons. Lineage: Eukaryota; Metazoa; Arthropoda; Insecta; Lepidoptera; Cosmopterigidae. The record is from RefSeq and is a predicted model, not a curated record.
AGUUUUAUCGCAAGCUUUUUUCCCGCCGAGAUUUUAGUGCACCAGAAUUAUUAGGUGGAAUAAUGCGCGAGAGCCUCCGCCGCCUGGCUUCCUACGAAGGAAUGGAAACCAGACGUCUCGGCGCAUACCGCAGGGUCCGGAUCGAGCUUACGGAUGGAGAGCAUUUUAACCUUGACAUUGAUCGCAAAGCACGAGGUUCAGAUCUCCUGGACAAAGUUUGCGAAUCGUUGGAUAUCGUCGAGAAGGACUACUUCGGGCUGCUGCACGCGCAGCGCGGAGAUCCGCGGGUGUGGGUCGACCACAAUCGACGGCUGUCCAAGACCUUCAGAAGUAAAUCCGAACUGUUAAAUCCUCUUGUGAGGUUAAAUGUUGCCUAA